This is a messenger RNA of Pristis pectinata (smalltooth sawfish), 4605 nucleotides long. RefSeq names its product WD repeat containing planar cell polarity effector (gene wdpcp). Gene Ontology annotation, cellular component: axonemal basal plate. The transcript has 20 exons. Gene Ontology annotation, biological process: cilium organization; establishment of protein localization; nervous system development. The record is from RefSeq and is a predicted model, not a curated record. Lineage: Eukaryota; Metazoa; Chordata; Chondrichthyes; Rhinopristiformes; Pristidae. Bases 488 to 2656 code for a protein of 722 amino acids. Gene Ontology annotation, molecular function: protein binding.
UUGAUCGGAAGCGGAUCGUCCGCAGUUACCCCCGGAAAACGAUACGCGUUCCCGGCCGUCCAAUGAGCGGUCUCCCUGGUUGCCAUGAGACGACAACUGAGUACCGAGGACCAUUUUAGACUGCAGGCGGCAGCACCUUUUCUAUGGUGGGUGAACAUACAAACAUAGGAAUUAGGAGCAGGAGUUACCCACUCAGCCCUGAAGCCUGCUCCAUCAUUCAGUAAGAUCGUGGAUGAUCUGAUCAUAAUCAAAUCAAUGAAUUCCAAAUCUACACAUUAUACUUCAGAAUUACAUGGAAUGUACAACAGUGAAACAAGCUAUUCAUCUCAAGUGCUCCAUGCUGGUGUUUCUGCUCAAAAGUAAUACAGCCAAUUGCUAAAGGAUUGUACGAACAACCCACGAACUGCCACUUUGUAGAACCAUUUUCUACUGCUUCUGUAUACUCCUGCACCAGUAGAAAAAAGAUCUGCCUUCCAUCUGCCAUCCGAUGUCUUUCUGUCUAACUGAGCUACACCUGUGGUCUAUGAAGAAUACCUUACAGGUCAAGGAUACCGAUAUUGGCAUCUUUCAAUACUAUGAUAGAAAAGAAUCUGUUUCUUCAUCAGACUGCUGUUACCUGGAAGAGAAGCAGCGAAUGACUGAGGCUCGUGAAUACUUAUGGACACCCAAGAACAGGCGACCAGAUAAACUUCGAGACACCCUCAAGGAGUUUGAGGAACUGCUGCAGUGCAAUCGUUGUGUGCUGAGCAAAUGGAAGAACAAGAACUUUUGUCAGCUUUUCUUUGGUUCAGGUGUGUUGGUUUCGUUAAGUCUUUGUGGCCCACAUCUUGAGAAAGUUCUGAUCGACAGGACCUUAGUGGGGAAACUCAUCUCUGACACCAUCAAUGACGCUGUGCUUGCGGACAGUUUUAUGAUUAUAACGUUUUUGGAGACCAGUAAACUUUGCUUUGUCCAGUUUACAAAGAAACAAAGUUCUCCAGAUGUCAACAAAAGAAUGGAAAAGCUUUCCACUUCUGACCUUAAGAUUUCUUACGUUGAUUUACCAGGGCCUACAGGACGGAGGGUCGAACGUCAUUUGGCCAUUAACUGUGUACAAGAUAUGGUGAUUUGCUGGUGGCAGAUGGCUAAUGGAGAUGGCUGGCCCUGGUUUCCAAUAGCCAAUGAAAGUGACCGAGCUAAUGUGGUGUUGUUAAGCUGCAUGAAUGGCAAACCUGAGAUUUUAAGCUUUACACGCACAGAAGGAGAUCCACUGGAUGCUGGUUUUAGUACUAAUCAACCAAAUCAGGUCCAUACAGUAGAAUGCUCCGUCAAUCCGGACAAAGAACCAAUGGCAGACAACUGCAUUUAUGAAUGUGCUCGGAAUAAAUUACAGCGUGUGGCAGUCAUUAGCAUCCCACUGAAGUCCAAAGCCACUUGCUGCAGCAGAAAUAUCAAAGAAGACAAGCUUGUCCUAGGCUGCGAGGAUUCUUCACUGAUUUUAUAUGAUGCGUAUCGAAGGGUGACUUUACUGGCGCAUGCUGAUUUUGUGCCUUCUAUGAUAGAAUGGCAUCCUGAUGGUGCUGUAAUUAUAGUGGGCAGCUGUCAAGGUGAAGUUCAGUGUUAUGACAUGGCAUUGUCACCAGUGAAGAUGCAGUUGUUAGCGGAGGAUGUAAAACCUGUAAACAAACUUCAGCUCAGCCAGUUCUUUGCUGUAACAAGCAGAAUGGUCCAAGUUCAGUGGACAGUUCCUCAAGUUAUUCCUCCAAACAUUGACAACCUGAAUGUGCAUGAUCUCCUAUUUCUAAGAUUUGACAAAGGGCCUGUUGGAGUACUUUGUUUGAAAUUAGGUGCCAUAUUGAAAGGACAGCUGUGUCCCACUGAACUCAUCUGCCAAUAUAUUCGUUAUGAGCAAAUUGAGGAAGCUAUUAAUGUCUUGCUUGGCAUGAAUUGGAACACUGUGGGCCUACAGUGCUACACUUGUCUCAUUGCUAUUGUGGAUCAUCUCCUUAAACAGAAGCUUACACCAGAGAGAGAAUCACAUCUUGAAGCAACUCUUGGAACAUUUUAUGCCCCUACAAGACCCUUGUCUGACACAACUGUGUUAGAAUACAGGGAUCCAAUCAGCCGAUAUGCAAGGCGCUUCUUUCACCACUUGCUCAGGUACCAGAGGUUUGAGAAGGCGUUUCUAUUGGCAGUAGAUAUUGGUUCACGAGACCUGUUCAUGGACAUUUAUUAUGUAGCUUUGGAUAAGGGUGAAAUGGCCUUGGCUGAAGUGGCUAAGAAGAAAGCUAAUGAGAUUGAUGCAGAAUCUAUGACAACUGAAGUUGCUCUGGAAUGCUCACAGGGUGGAGAUCCGAUGAGAAGAGAUGGUACUGAAUUUCCUUCCAUAUCAAUGGAAGCAGAAAGACCAAAGAGUGGGAAUCCUCUUCGUGGCUCAGCUAGUAACAGCAGCUAUUUACCAGAGCUUUCUGCACAGGACAACCCUUAUAUCAGGCCUUCAUGCCAUAACUUGAGGGGCGAUACAGAGAGUGAACUUGGAUUCAACACUUAUGGUUCAGGUCUGACAGAUGACCCCUUGGCCUGGACCCAGGCAGGGAGCAUUUUUGAAGAAGGAGAAGAAACACAGGAACUUGGAAACAGCAGCACUCUGAAAGUGGUACACUUCGGUUUGGUGUGAGAUGAUAUGAAAGAAUUAGUAGUUACUUUAAUGGAUGAAGAGGGAUACUGUAACGACGUUGGUCUAGUUACAAACGUAUUUGCAUUAUAUUGUUAACAAGUAUCAAGAAACAGAACAAAUGCAGAAUGUAUUUCCACAAUUCCAAAGAAUGAAACAAGCAGCUUUAAUCUUUCACAAUAAAAUGUUUCAUUACAGCUCCUGAGGUAGCAGAGAAUACCCCUCAUGUCUCCCACCCCUCCAUCCUACCCACUUCCAACCCUGCCUCUCCAGCUUUCCAUUACUUUCCAUCAGGCCCCACCUCCAACUUUACCUCCACACUCAUCAUGGCCCCAUCCCUCUGCUUUACCUUACUCCCUCACACAAUCUCCCUUUUCGCUUCCCCACAUAGCAUUACUUCCUCACUUCUCUCGUCUCCCUCCAACUUGCCUUACUCCAUCUUUUCCCACCACAUGGACUUGUCCCACCAUCUUACUUUUCCCAGAAAAACCUUCCUGAUAGUUUCAGCCCACCACCACUGUGUCAGGUCCUGAAGGGAGAAUCCCCCUUAGCCCUCACCUUGCUUUACCUUUCCCUCCUUCCUCUCUCCGAUGCCUCACUUUACACAUCCUCCCACACAACCAGUUCCUUGUUCCUUUCCCCUUGCACAAAUGGCGAGAAGCAUUACCAAGAUCUUUGAUCCCCGGUGGUGGGACAAAGUGAUUGGGGGACGUGAACAAAGUCAGCCGACUGGAGGAGGGGUCAUACAUCGGAAGCAAGCCCAAAGCAGAUGACAGUUUAUAAGGUGAGGGUUAUAGAGCCAGAGUUGUACAGGACACAAACAGAUCCUUUGGCCCUCUUGAGUCUGUGCCAAUCAUCAAGCACCCAUUUCCACUAAUCCAAUUUUAUGCUUCCGUUGUUUCCGUCGGCUCUCCCCCCACCUCCCCAGAUUGUACUACUCACUGACACACACUGGGGACAAUUUACAGUGGCAAAUUAAAAUACCAACCUCAUGUCUUUAGGAUAUAGGAGGAAACCAGAGUUUCCAGGGUAAAGACACAUGGUCACAGUGAGAACAUGUGAAUUCCACAUCAAAAGUACCAGAGGUCAGCACUGAACCCAGGCUGCUGGAGCUCUGAGGAAGCAGCUUUAGUAGCGGCUCUCUAAUAUUAAAGGUCAACCGAAUAUUAAAAGUUACUAUGACAAAGCAUUUUCUAUGUGGCCAUGUAAAGUUAAAGUAUUUUCUUUCAAAUUUAACAUUAUUCUAUUGUUAUUUAAUUGUGCAAUUCAACCCCAUUUUUAAAUUAUGAUCAACUUUUUAAAUUGCUUGACAACCCUAAGAAAUUAUUUAAAAUAUCUUAUACAGUUAUUUGGAAUUGAGUAUAUACAUGGAAGUACCAGUUGUCGUAUGAUCUUUCAUUUAAAUUCAGGUCUUUUUGGAAAAUAUCCCUUUUCUCAUUACAUUUUUGGGAUAGUCAAGAAAGUUUGUGUCAGUAUAUUGACUUUGUGUACAACAAAACACAUGCUUUUAUCUCCAAGAACUACUUUUGUCCAUUUCACUCAUGGCUUCUGUUGAAGCUGAUGAUGGCCUGUAUGAGGGAUUAAUCUAGCAUCAAUCAGUGGUGUAUAAUCCUUCACGCAUGGUAUUUUUCUUUGCUUUGUACGUUAAGAGGAUUAGAGUUUAGAAUGCAUAAAUUGAUGGUAAAAAUUUACAUGAUCAAGAUUGCUUCAUUUCUUAUGUUCAUUCAGCUCCUAUUAAAAAUUUCUACACAACUAGAAAUAUUUAAACAAUGUUCAUUGUUGUUAAGAUCUAAAUAUCCUUACAUUUGGAAUUGGCUAUUUUGGAAACACUUGUCUAUUAAUGAAUCAGUGUGUGUGAUGCUAUCAAACAUGUUUAAUGUUGUUACACUGACAUUUGUAAUUUAUCUCCAUGCAAUGCAGUGAUUAAAUAGUUUUGUAAAACUAAUGGCAGA